Cynocephalus volans (Philippine flying lemur) is the source of this 1990-nucleotide messenger RNA. RefSeq names its product thymocyte selection associated family member 2 (gene THEMIS2). Lineage: Eukaryota; Metazoa; Chordata; Mammalia; Dermoptera; Cynocephalidae. The record is from RefSeq and is a predicted model, not a curated record. Gene Ontology annotation, cellular component: cytoplasm; nucleus. The transcript has 6 exons. Bases 1 to 1932 code for a protein of 643 amino acids. Gene Ontology annotation, biological process: T cell receptor signaling pathway.
AUGGAGGCGGUGCCGCUUGAAGAUUUCGUGCGUGCCCUGGACCCCGCUUCCCUCCCGCGCGUGCUGCGGGUCUGCUCUGGGGUUUACUUCGAGGGCUCCAUCUAUGAGAUCUCUGGGAGUGAGUGCUGCCUCUCCACAGGGGACCUGAUCAAGGUUACCCAGGUUCACCUCCAGAAGGUGAUCUGCGAGGAUCCCACGACGGGCCAGACCAUGGAGCUCGCCCCCAACUUCCAGGGCUACUUCUGCCGCCUCACCAGCCCUCAGAGCUAUAGAACCCUGGAGGAGCUGGUUUCUGCUGCAGCUCGCAGCUCCAAGAAGCUACCCAUUUGCUUCUCGUCGACCCACAGCAUCACUACAGAGGCCAAGGUGGUGCCUGAGGACCAGCCCCUCAUUCUUGAGGAUGUGGAAAUGCACCUCGGGAUCCGCUGUGCCCGCUGCAUACUGGACAUGGAGGACCAGCAGGUCAUCCUUUACCUGCCCCUGUCCCAGAAAGGGCCCUUCCGGAAAUGUGAGCCCAGUACCCCUCUAACACUGCUCCAGGCCCUGCAGGACCCAGCCCUGAGGGGCCUUGCUUUCACCUGCCCCACCCUACCCUGGUGCUCGCUGAUCCUGAGGCCCCAGUAUGAGAUCCAAGCCAUCAUGCACAUGCGCAGGACCAUUGUCAAGAUCCCCUCCACCCUGGAGGUCGAUGUAGAGGACGUCACCGCCUCCUCCCAGCACGUCUCCUUCAUCAAACCGCUACUGCUGAGUGAUGUCCUGGCCCGGGAAGGCCCCUUCCCCCUGCCUGUGGAGAUCCUGGAAGUUCCGGAGGGGCCCCCCAUCUUCCUCAGCCCGUGGGUGGGCUCCUUACGGAAAGGCCAGAGGCUGUGCAUCCAUGGCCUGGCCUCGGCACCCUGGCGGGUCCUGGCCUCGAGCAAAGGCCGGAAGAUGCCCAGACACUUCCUGGUCUCCAGGGCCUACCAGGGCAAGCUGCGGCGGCGGCCGAGGGAGUUCCCCACGGCCUAUGACCUCCUGGGUGCUCUCCAACCAGGCCGGCCCGUCCGGGUGGUGGUCACAAAGGACUGUGAGGGUGAGGUGGAGGAGCACCCUGAGUUUGCCUCCCUGGCUGUGGGCGACCGGUUGGAGGCAUUGGGGUUUGGCCAGGCCUAUGGGGCCCAAGGCAAAGACAUAGAUGUUUUGAUAUGUCAGCGGCUGAGGGAACAGGCUGAGGAGGACGAGGAGGACAGGUGUGAAGAGGAGGCAGAGGACCAAGAACAAAUUCUGCUGCCCCUCUAUUUCCCCGGCGGCUUCGUGGAGGAGAUGAACGAUGGCCGGCGCUACAGCCUGGCGGAUCUCACUGCCCAGUUCUCACUGCCCUGUGAGGUCAAGGUGGUGGCCAAGGACACCAGCUACCCCGCUGACCCUCUGGCCUCCUUCCCAGGCCUGCGGCUGGAGGAGAAGAUCACAGACCCCUUCUUGGUGGUGAGCCUGGAUUCUGAGCCUGGGAUGUGCUUCGAGAUCCCUCCCCAGUGGCUAGACCUGACUGUUGUGGAGGCUGAGGGGCAGCCAGGCUGCCCAGCUGGGUCUCCCCCUGUAGCCACAGUGGAGGAGCUGACAGAUGCCUUCUACUAUCGCCUUCGGAAGUUAUCAGCCUGUGAGAUCCAAGCUCCCCCACCAAGGCCCCCAAAAAGUCAGGGCCUCAGCGAGCAGAAGAGACAGAGCAAGGAGGGAGGUGUCCAGUCUUCUCAAGUCUUAGAACUGCCGCAUCUCCCUCAGCUGCCCAAAUCCAAGGCGGAGACCUUGCCAAACGUUAUCAAGGACAGCUUAAGUGUAUACAGCAAGAUUCCUGCCCACAAGAAGGACCUCAGGCCCACUAAGCCCAAAACAUGGUAUCGAGAUGAGGAUGAACAUGAUUAUGAAGAAAUACUUGAAAACUUUCGGAAAACCAUCUAAGUGCUGGAGGAACCACACUUCCUAACUGCUGCUUCUCAGGGAACCUGUGACACGAACC